AUGGCGACCCAGAUGAGCAAAAAACGAAAGUUUGUGGCUGAUGGGGUAUUUUUCGCGGAGUUGAACGAGCUGCUGACGAGAGAGCUGGCGGAGGACGGGUACUCCGGCGUGGAGGUGAGGGUUACUCCCGUGCGCACCGAGAUUAUAAUCAGGGCAACUCGUACUCAAAACGUUCUUGGUGAGAAAGGGAGAAGGAUUAGAGAAUUAACCUCUGUUGUUCAGAAGAGGUUUAAAUUCCCGGAAAACAGUGUUGAGCUAUAUGCCGAGAGAGUUAGCAACAGGGGCUUAUGUGCAAUUGCUCAGGCUGAGUCCCUACGCUAUAAGCUUCUUGGAGGGCUUGCCGUCCGCAGGGCCUGUUAUGGUGUGUUACGAUUUGUCAUGGACAGUGGCGCCAAAGGCUGUGAGGUAAUUGUUAGUGGGAAGCUUAGGGCUCAACGUGCCAAGGCAAUGAAAUUCAAGGACGGGUACAUGAUAUCUUCUGGCCAACCUGUCAAAGAAUACAUCGACUCUGCAGUGAGGCAUGUUCUUCUCAGACAGGGUGUUCUUGGUAUCAAAGUAAAGAUAAUGCUCGACUGGGACCCGAAAGGGAAGCAGGGUCCGGUUACACCCUUACCCGAUCUCGUCACCAUUCAUCCACCGAAGGAAGAAGAGCAUUACAUUGCUCCUCCACCUGUUGCAACUGAGGUUGAAGUCCCAUUGGGCAGUGUAGAUAACUAG
This is a messenger RNA of Striga hermonthica, 717 nucleotides long. NCBI's taxonomy places the organism in Eukaryota, Viridiplantae, Streptophyta, Magnoliopsida, Lamiales, Orobanchaceae. The record is from the annotation of a GenBank genome assembly.